AGGUAUAUUUUUCCCGAAUUUUUACCUAACCAUGAUAGACGAAGGCGAGACAAGCUGGCUGAGAUGCUGGAGAGACAAGACAUGUUUAAAAGACGAUUUGUUAUAAAUAUUCCUGAGUUUUAUGUUGGAAGCGUAAUGAGCGUUACCGUAAUUGAUCCGCAUGCUUCCAACAAGGAGAGCAAGUUUGUUGGCAUAUGCAUUGAGAGAGCAGCCAUAGGACUUAGAGCUAAUUUUACUUUGAGAAAUAUUGUUGAUGGACAAGGUUGCGUCGAAAUUACGUAUGAUCUCUAUUGUCCUUUGAUAUUGAAGAUUGAAGUAUUAAGACUAGAGAAACGUCUAGACAAUGAAUUGUUUUAUCUGAGAGAUGCUCCUCAAGAAUACAGCACAUUUUCUUUUGAUAUGUUGCCUAUCCAACAUCCCCCCAACGAACCUGUACCUACCAACUCAUUAAAAGUAAAAUUAAAUCCUAAACCCUGGCACGAAAGGUGGGAGAGACAAAAUUUGAAAGGCUUACAGGACUUGGAUCUACCACAAAAAGUUCUUGACAAGGCUAAACUUCCUGCAAUUGCUAAGCCAUGGGAUACUUAUGACUUAAUGAAAAAAUAUAGGUCGGUAGUUGGUUCGGGUUUUUUUCAAUUUUUAUUUUAA
This is a messenger RNA of Helobdella robusta, 648 nucleotides long. RefSeq lists its product as hypothetical. The annotation marks the transcript as partial. The record is from RefSeq and is a predicted model, not a curated record. Gene Ontology annotation, biological process: translation. Gene Ontology annotation, cellular component: mitochondrial large ribosomal subunit; ribosome. Lineage: Eukaryota; Metazoa; Annelida; Clitellata; Rhynchobdellida; Glossiphoniidae. Gene Ontology annotation, molecular function: structural constituent of ribosome. The transcript is spliced from 4 exons.